This is a messenger RNA of Frieseomelitta varia, 1441 nucleotides long. RefSeq lists its product as uncharacterized. The coding region runs from base 159 to 971 and encodes 270 amino acids. The record is from RefSeq and is a predicted model, not a curated record. The transcript is spliced from 2 exons. Lineage: Eukaryota; Metazoa; Arthropoda; Insecta; Hymenoptera; Apidae.
UCCUCUGUCAGUCGCAGUUCGAUCGGCGAUCGCUCGCUCGCACGCACACGGGUGGACGAUCGAUCGUUUCGCGUUUUCAUCGAGAAACAGAGUGUACGAGUCGUGUUGCCAGAGACCACUUUGGGAUAAUUAAUCGCAGGGAUAAUCUGAGGAUCAAGAUGAGGACUUUCGUAGCAACAGCAGCGAUUGUGUUGAUGGCAGGAAGCUGCCUGGCCAGCCAAGAAUUCCUCUCCAAGUCUCUGAACGAGUGCAUCGCCGCGGACUCCUGGAUAUCUUGUCUGAAACACGAGGUGCUUGGAUACUUGGAUGGAAAGCUCGGAACCAGUACCGAAGCCAGAUCCUUGGAUACCGUGGACGAAGCUAUCGUUGCUAGGACCUUCAAGUACCUGAAGAGCUUCGAUUAUGGAAUUGAUUUGCCCUUCGUAGACGCUAGUCUCAAGUACAGACCUAGCAGAAGUUUAGCUGACUUAGACAUCGAAUUCAAAGGAAACGAAGUUGCUACCAGCCAAGCCAGAGGACUUUUGAAGAAGAAGCUGUUGUUGCCUUUCCUGCUGUUGUUAAAACUGAAAUUGAAAGCUUUGAUGCCAAUCUUCGUCGCUAUCAUUGGACUGAAGGCAUUGAAAGCUCUGGUGCUCUCGAAACUCGCGGUCCUUCUAGUCGUUGGAUUUAUCGCUGUGCAGUUCUUCAAGAAGAGUGGAAUGGCGAUGCCAAUGGGAAUGUCAAUGGAACCAGCUACACCGGCAUAUGGAGCUCCACCUUUGCCCUCGACCACGUCGAGCUACGAUCCGGCGAACACGUGGGAUGGAAAUGGUCCAUAUUCCCGCGUCUGGACGCCGACCAACGGUGUGGAAGCCCAGAAUCUCGCUUACUCUUACUACUCGCCAGGCAGUGGAUCGAACUCGUAUUCCUCCUCCUCGUCCUCCUCAUCAUCCUCGUCGUCAAUCAAUCCAGGCAGCUCAUCGAAUUACUAGAUCACGGUUAUAAAUAUGCGUCGUUUGCCGACCGAUGCCACGAUUCAUUCCCUGAUUAACUCAUGUUCUUAACGACGGAUCGAUCGUACGAUCGAGAGACCAAAGAGACGCACGCCAUUUGGUUAUUUAACCACCAGAACUGAAUUUGAUGAUCGUCGAUCGAAGUUAGUUCGAGAUAGACGAUCGGUCGAUCGAAGACUGCCGAUCGUUCUGCCAUACAGAGCAAAAUGAAGUUCUAUUAUCUCGUUGUACAAUUUCGAGGUUGAAAACGAUAAAUUAGUAAUUGAUAAUUUAUGGAUCGUAUAUUCGACGAGGAAAUGGAACUUUAAUGGCACUGUUCGUUCAAUGACACGUAUACGUAUACUAGUUAAAAGGUAAUCGAUUCAGUAAAAAUUGAUAGAACAAAGAGAUGAUCACCAAUCUCGAUUGACGAUGAGUCGAAGAGGCUGGCUUGAAUGUUUAUCAUUUUU